AUGACGGUCUUCAUCGCGUCUUUGUUCCUACCAUAUACCAUCGAUUUUCAAGUGACAGAGCCCAGGCAUGGACAGAACGGGUCCUUGUCUAGCCACGCGAAUGUCGACGGUCCUGGGUCUAUUGUUGGACACCUGCCAGAUACCUGCCAUCAAAAUCGUCUCUUGGAAUAUCUCACACUGACACCCGGAGCCACGACAGAAGAUGAGACGGUCUUCAAAGGAUACACUUGGCGAUUGACAGAUGAGAUUCCGAUUGCCAAUGAUAGAUUGUGUCAUGGCCCCAGCGAGCCCCGUGCUAUUUCUUGGGGACACAGCCGGAGAUUUAAUCAGCCCAGAUCCAAGGCGAUCGAUCCCCCAACACCCUCUAUUUUGAGUAGUCAAUGCCCAAAACAGGGAUCGAGAAGGGACUUGUCUUUGGAUGGAUCGCAAGAUCGAUGGGGCAUGAAAUACUACGGUACCACACGAGUCUCGCUAUCCAAUGCUGACUGGGUCGUCAAGGCCGCCGAACAAGGCCAUGGGGGUCUGCAAAAUGCCAUCCACGCUGCUGAAAAGUCGAGCUUGCUUAAUGAUAAGAUGUGGGUGGGGACUCUAGGCAUGCCUACCGACUCAUUGACAGAUCCUACCAGGGCGGAAAUUGGUGAGACGCUCCAGGAUGUGUAUGAUUCAUUGACUGUGUUUGUGAGUGAUAACGAGUUUGAGGGUCAUUACACUCAUUUCUGUCGUGCGGUACUUUGGCCAGCUCUCCAUUAUCAGAUGCAAGAAAGCCCUCAGCACACUGAGUAUGAUGAUUAUUCUUGGGUCCAAUACCUCAAGCUCAACAUGGCAUUUGCAGAAACAAUCAUCAAGCACUGGAAGCCAGGUGACAAAAUCUGGGUUCAUGACUAUCACCUUCUGGUCCUUCCUGGCCUUCUGAGGGAAAGACUACCCCAGGCCGAGAUUGGUUUUUUCUUGCAUACUCCCUUUCCUUCCUCCGAAAUCUUCCGCUGUUUGACUCCACGCGAACAACUUUUGGAUGGGCUUCUGGGCGCCGAUUUGAUUGGAUUCCAGACAGAGGAAUAUUGCAGUCACUUUCUGCACUCCUGUAGCCGACUGCGGAGGCUGGAGGUCUCUGCCAACAAAGUUCACCUCAAUCAUCGGUAUGUUAGCGUUGUGAGUUCUCCAAUGGGGAUUGACCCUUCGUCGCUUUUUCAAUUACGCCAAUCCACCGAGGUCAAAGGUUGGAUACACAGCAUCAGCCAUAAAUACGAAGGGCAAUAUCUUAUUGUAGCGCGGGAUCGAUUGGAUGCACCUGGAGGAAUUAAGCAGAAGCUUCUUGCAUACGAGCUUUUUCUCGAGACAUAUCCAGCAUGGAGAGAGAAAGUGGUUCUAGUUCAAGUAAUGUCAUCUGCAUCUGAGAUCCCAGAGCUGGAGACACAUAUCUCUCAAAUCGCAAUGAGGAUCAACGCAAGUUAUUCAACCAUUACCCACCAGCCAUUGGUGCUAGUCCGGCAAGACAUCAGCCACUUCCAAUUCAUCGCCCUCUUGAGUGUUGCAGAUAUCUUCAUGGCCACUAAUCUGCGUGAGGGAAUGAACUUGACUAGCCAUGAUUUUAUCCACUGCCAAGAUGGACAGCUUAGCUUCCAUCAACAUGGGUCACUAAUUCUCAGCGAGUUCGUGGGUAGUGCCUCCAUCUUUCGUGGUCAUAGACUUCUCGUCAAUCCCUGGGACUACAAACAAUGUGCGGAUGCGAUCAAAUCCGCACUUGAGAUGUCGCCAGUGGAGCGGAAGCUCAACUGGAAUUUCCUGCUCGAUUGCAAAUCUCACUUCACUGCUCUCAAAUGGCAUAUGGGACUUCAAGAUGCUCUCACAAAAGCCCACGAAAGUCAACAAAUCCGUCAGACUAUCCACCUAUCUCCGCUUUCACUCCAAGGCUUAAAAAAGUCAUACGUCGCCGCAACAGCACGUAUCUUCUUCUUGGAAGAAGGCGCAAUCUUCGGUCCAGCUUUCGACAUAGAGAAGUCUCUCCCCUCGAACAAAGCCCGUACAACUCUACAAGCACUUAUAAACGACCGCAAGAACAUCUUGUACAUGAUCAGCAACCGGAGCACUGAGCAGCUCCGAGAAGUACUCAAAAAACUUCCCUGCGAGCUCGGUUUCAUCACUGAGAAUGGAUGCUUCCUACAAGAACCCGGAUCAGAUACAUGGAUUCCAUUUGUGCCCGAAAGCGCCAUGAAAUGGCGUCCCGGCAUCAGAAAGAUGAUGGAGUAUUUCCUUGAGCGAACAGAAGGCAGCCAAAUUGAGGAACGCCGCUGCUCCUUAACAUUUCAUUACGGCGAUGCUUUCGACCAGGAAGUGGCCGCUCGCCAGGCCUCGGACCUAGCUGAUCAAAUCAACGGUGCCCGUGGGCGUGCAGAUUUCCAUGUCGUCCGCGAGGUAUCAUCUGUGAAGGUUGAACCACCGCAUGCUUCUCUUGGAAAUGGGAGAGCUGCUACCUAUGUUCUGGACCAUCUUCCCAAAAUCCGAUAUCCUGAUUUUCUAUUUGCAGCUGGUGGUUCUCGUAGUGGUGAGGCGCUAUUUCGCUGGGCAAAUGAGUUGGGUGCUGCUCCUAUUGAUUCUCAGUCUGGUAAGUCUGGGCUUGAGGAAAGGCUCCAUGUCACCACCGUAACAACCAGCACACGUGCUACUGAGGCAGUGUCAGUCCUGCCGCCUGGCUGCUUGCUUUUGGAUAUUCUGGAUGAAUUGGCGAGUUUCACGUCUACUGAGGAGGAGACUAAAUGA
Molecule: messenger RNA, 2757 nt
Organism: Penicillium coprophilum
Lineage: Eukaryota; Fungi; Ascomycota; Eurotiomycetes; Eurotiales; Aspergillaceae
Product: trehalose-6-phosphate synthase
Exons: 3
Coding region: 1-2757 (918 amino acids)
Biological process (GO): trehalose biosynthetic process
Cellular component (GO): alpha,alpha-trehalose-phosphate synthase complex (UDP-forming); cytosol
Molecular function (GO): catalytic activity
Source: RefSeq, a predicted model, not a curated record